GAACCACACACAUAAAACCUUAUCUGUUACAAAAAAAAUGUUUAUGUUUUUCUUCAUAAAUGUAUAAAACCUUGUAUCAGUUUACGUUGCAUGGCCGCAACGGAAAACAAAUCCGCCAAUGGAAGCGGCUCUGAGCAUCUUCAAGCUCUCGUUCCUUCUCACCCUUCUCUCCGGCGGUUCAGACCUUAUCGACUCGUUGCCGCCGAAUUGUAACCGAGCCGAGUGUCCGAGUUAUGAGGUUGUCCACGCCGGGAAUGGCUACGAGAUUCAUCGCUACAACACCACCGUUUGGAUUUCUACCGAACCAAUUCAAGAUAUCUCUCUCAACGAAGCUUCUGGCAACGGUUGGAACCAAUUGUCUGAUUACAUGAACGGGAACAACGAUUAUCACCAGAGGAUAGAGAUAGCACUUCCUUAUAUCACCCAAGUCUCUCAGAACUUGAGCACCUUCAUAGUCUCUUUCUUCGUUCCCAAGGCAUUCCAACCUGAUCCACCUCCGGGAAACAACCUCCACGUACAGAGAUGGGACUCGAGGUACGUGGCGGUGAAGCAAAUUAGUGGAUAUGUUGCGGAUCAUAAAAUUGGAAAACAAGUGGCUGAGCUGAAGGCGAGCCUACAAGGUACCGUAUGGGCCAAGGCAAUUGAGAAAAGCAGAGAAACCGGCGGUGUCGGAUCGGCUUGGGCUUACACGGUGGCGCAAUUUAGCUGGCCGUUCCAGUGGAGUCAGCGGGUCAAUGAGAUUUGGUUUCCGUUUGAAAUGGAAGAUGAAGAAACUGUUAGUAUCGUUACUCAGUGAACAAAAAAAUGAACACUUUUUUAUCUUUUUAUGGUGUAGUGACAAAGCAAAGCCAUUGAGAUAAGCCUAUCUCCUAAAAGUUGUUAAAUAACUGUCCAUUGUCUUACUCUGGUCAGCACAUUCCCUAAAGAAAAGAAAAUCAAAAGAGUACUUUUUUC
Molecule: messenger RNA, 954 nt
Organism: Arabidopsis thaliana (thale cress)
Lineage: Eukaryota; Viridiplantae; Streptophyta; Magnoliopsida; Brassicales; Brassicaceae
Product: SOUL heme-binding family protein
Exons: 2
Coding region: 119-796 (225 amino acids)
Source: RefSeq, marked reviewed